Molecule: messenger RNA, 1505 nt
Organism: Mycena citricolor
Lineage: Eukaryota; Fungi; Basidiomycota; Agaricomycetes; Agaricales; Mycenaceae
Source: the annotation of a GenBank genome assembly
GGAACUUGAAGCACGCAGUCAACCACCACCAAGUGCUCGCAAGAAUUAGUUGGUGAUGAUCUCGGCUUUCUUUAUCUUCAACCAGAAGGGCGAGGUCCUUCUGUCACGACUCUACCGCACGGACUUCAAACGUUCGAUAGCGGACGUGUUCCGUAUCCAAGUCGUAUCGAAUAGCGAUGUACGCUCGCCUAUCAUCACUCUUGGGUCUACAAGCUUUUUCCACGUGCGGGUCAAUGGGCUCUAUGUCGUCGGUGUCACCAAGAACAACGCCAACGCGGCAUUGGUGUUCGAGUUCUGCUACCGAUUCAUCAAUAUCUGCAAGUCGUACUUUGGGAAGAUAGACGAGGAGGCUGUGAAGAACAACUUUGUGCUAAUGUAUGAGCUCCUGGACGAGAUCAACGACUUUGGAUAUCCGCAAAACAGCGAAAUCGACACGCUCAAAUCUUACAUCACAACAGAAAGUGUCGUUUCUGGGUCAUCAGCGAACGCUGCGGAGGAGUCCUCCAGGAUCACGGCCCAGGCUACAGGCGCGACGAGCUGGCGACGGGGAGACGUCAAGUACAAGAAGAACGAGGCGUUCGUGGAUGUCGUCGAGGUGGUGAAUCUCAGCAUGAGUGCGAAAGGCAACGUGCUCCGAGCAGACGUCGACGGGCAUAUCCAAAUGCGGGCUUACCUGUCUGGCACACCCGAGUGCAAGUUCGGCUUGAACGAUAAGCUGGUCAUCGACAAGUCGCAGGGUGGAGCGGGCGGCGACGCAGUGGAGCUCGACGACUGCAGUUUCCAUCAAUGUGUGCGUUUGACGGACUUCGAUGCGACCAGAACGAUUAGCUUCGUUCCGCCGGAUGGAGAGUUUGAGUUGAUGCGUUAUCGAUCAACGACUAACGUAAAACUGCCUCUGCGAAUCAUCCCCACUGUCAACGAGAUUGGGACGUCCCAAGUGUCUUAUGCAGUUACGGUCAAAGCAAACUUCAACAACAAACUUUCCGCGACGAAUGUCGUUCUGCGAAUUCCCACACCUCUGAACACCACUGCGGUCGACUGCCAAGUUGCGAGCGGCAAGGCAAAGUACGUUCCAGGAGAGAACGUCAUCGUGUGGAAAUUGCAGCGUCUCCAAGGUGGUCAAGAAUGUACCCUGACAGCUUCAGCGGAUCUGACCAGCACGACGACCCGACAAGUCUGGGCACGACCACCCAUCGAUGUUGAUUUCCAGGUGUUGAUGUUCACGGCGUCGGGGCUCAUCGUGCGAUUUCUCAAGGUCUUUGAGAAGAGCAACUACAACAGCGUGAAGUGGGUCAGGUAUCUGACGAAGGCGGAUGGAUCAUACCAAGUUCGGUUCUGAGCGCAGUGGUCAAGCGUAGCGUAUCUUACCUUAGUCUCAACAAUGCAGAAGCUGUAUCCGGCAAUAUGUUAAUGAUCGGUUGACGCGAGAUUUUGUUGCCCGCGCCCAAUACAUCCUCAUAGAAUUGUCAGUAGAGGACAUCCAGUUCGAGAAAAUCAGAGCACGA